Molecule: messenger RNA, 1044 nt
Organism: Stereum hirsutum FP-91666 SS1
Lineage: Eukaryota; Fungi; Basidiomycota; Agaricomycetes; Russulales; Stereaceae
Exons: 8
Coding region: 1-1044 (347 amino acids)
Source: RefSeq, a predicted model, not a curated record
AUGGCGGAUUCUUUCUCUUUGCCAUCUGAGGCCUCCUUCUCCUCGGAAGCGGAUGAUCAAGACCUUCAACAAAUGAACUUCCUCCCCGACGAGCAUGAUAUCAGCGGCUCACAUUUCUUCUCAUCCGGGGCAUCCGCAUAUUGCUACGCCGAUCAGUCUUUUUCAACACUCCGCUCAGACCCGGAACUGAGUCUGCCUGAAAUUCUCUCAUUUACGCAACAUCCUCCCGCAACCGUGUAUCAAUCUCUACAUCCGUCAUCGGAUUGUACCAUUAGGUAUAUUUGGCAAUCGUCCAAUUUUGUUUCGUCGCGCUCCUCUGGAUAUGGAUCGGGCCCCGUCAUGGAUUUGAAUGCGUUGUUCAUAAACAAGGCGGCGGCAAACGUCUCGCCUUAUGCGACAGUACCAGCCGCUAUAGAGCCUGCCUCCCGCUUCACCGCCCCCAACUUGCACUCACCGGCCCCAGAUCCAGUAUCUCCGAUGGACCGCUCUUUCUUGAACCCAAUCGAACGAGGCACUCUCAUCUUCCAGCGCAAAUACAAACAUCCAACGAAGGCAGGUAGGACCCGCUAUGGAGUUCCACCAGACCGUAGUUUGAAUACUGUGGAGUUCAAUUCCACUCAAUUGAAUACCAACAUCACUUUCGCCGGAGUUCUUCUGCAGACGGCAUCGAAGGGUCACCUGACAGAAGUCUUGCUUGAUCCUAACGCCACUGUUCUGGAGAGCCAGGGUGUGAACAUUACUGUGCAUCUUUCGGUACCAGGAUACGAUCUCUACUCGCAAACAUUGCGAACCAAGACUUGGGCAAACCCGCCGCAGCCGAUUUCCCGUGGCGAGCUUGCUAAGCGCCUCACAAAGAUAAUUAAGUCGUUCAUUCAGAAGGCGACGUCAAACUCUUCGCUUCGCCAGUCCACCUCAUCAAACUCGCGAUCGGGUUCUGGAGACCCUUUGUAUCAUCCCAUAAAUCUGUCGGCCGACACGAUAUUUCUCCGUGCGUUCUAUCCUGUCACCAAGGGAGGGUGGCAGAUAGAGUUGGCGACCGUCUAA